AUCCAUUCUCUGGAAAUCUGGCUUCCCGCAACUGUUCCUGGUUCUCAGUGCAGGAUGAUUGGGUUUGGUAUGAAGUGGACGCUCAGGCAGGGGCCUGUGGAAAUGAACUGAAGACCAACAGGACACAUGCCGUCUACUCCAACGCUUUGUUCAUCUACCCAAAUAAUCAAUCCUUCGCCGUUCCUGUGACUGUUCCCUUCUCCUGUGCUUAUCCUCUGAACACAGACAGCUCCCUGUAUAUGACAAUCAGGCCAUUCCUGCCGGUGGCAGCUGGUAUUUCAGGUGACGGUCCAAAAGCCAGAGCCUACAUGAAUCUGUAUCGUGACCCCGGCUUCACCGACCGUUAUUCAGGAAUCCAGGUCAGCCUCCCGGUGGGAUCACCGUUGUACGUGGGUGUCACUGUGGCGUACAGAGACACAAACUUUGGGCUUGUUCUGGAGGACUGCUUCGCCACUCACUCAUCAGACCCCGAUGAUCCCUCACGAUACCCCUUCAUCCAGAACCAGUGUCCUGCUGCCGGACAAGCGGUGUCCAUCAUUGAAAGCGGCAGGUCCCUCCAGGCUCGUUUUUCUGCUCUGCUCUUCGCUCUCCAGGAUGAUUACCCAGACAUUUUCCUGCACUGCAACCUGAGCCUUUGUGACCGGACACGUUACAGCUGUAUCCCACGCUGCAGAAGCAGAACAUCUCGCUCUGUUUCCAGCUCUGCUUCUCUGGAGCCCAUCACCAUUGGACCCAUAACUUGGCACAAACCAGCUCAGUGAGUCAGAAACCUACAAGGAUAAUAUCACCUCAUUUCAUAUUUUGAUAUUAAAUUGCUUUUAUUGAAAUUAUAUCUUCAAACAUUUUAACUGUAGUGAUAAAUAAACCGUUGUACACUUAAAUAUCUUCAGAUUUUGUAUCAUUCUUCAUUCUUUUGCAACACCAAUCAAAAAUAAGACAUGGAAGCUCUAAAAAUAAAAUGUGUCAAUGCUUGUUU
Messenger RNA from Acanthochromis polyacanthus (spiny chromis), 976 nucleotides. Its product is annotated as pancreatic secretory granule membrane major glycoprotein GP2-like. The coding region runs from base 240 to 761 and encodes 173 amino acids. The transcript has 6 exons. The record is from RefSeq and is a predicted model, not a curated record. Lineage: Eukaryota; Metazoa; Chordata; Actinopteri; Pomacentridae. Gene Ontology annotation, biological process: neutrophil migration. Gene Ontology annotation, cellular component: apical plasma membrane; cell surface.